This is a messenger RNA of Cryptotermes secundus, 1394 nucleotides long. RefSeq names its product ubiquinone biosynthesis O-methyltransferase, mitochondrial (gene Coq3). Gene Ontology annotation, biological process: ubiquinone biosynthetic process. The transcript is spliced from 7 exons. Gene Ontology annotation, molecular function: 2-methoxy-6-polyprenyl-1,4-benzoquinol methyltransferase activity. The coding region runs from base 143 to 1012 and encodes 289 amino acids. The record is from RefSeq and is a predicted model, not a curated record. Lineage: Eukaryota; Metazoa; Arthropoda; Insecta; Blattodea; Kalotermitidae.
AUUUCUUGUACGGAACACAUUUCUGUAAAUUUUUAAAUAGACUUUUGUCCUUUUCUUACAUCUAUUCUUAAUGUUUCGUCGUUUAACAUAUUUUAUCAGUAUCGUUUAAAUUUUGGCGGGAAGAGACACAGGUAAUCCAAAAAUGAAUGCUCAUGACUUUUCCAGAAUACUACAAGGUAGAAUGUGUCAGAUACCUGCAUUGUUCUGCAAGUUCAGAUCAACUGCGUGCCUUAAGCAGAAAGUGCAACAGCAUGAACAGUCAACCGUUGAUGAACGAGAUGUUGCACACUUCAGCAAACUGUCCAGCGGUUGGUGGGAUGAGCAGGGAGAGAUGAAGGCUCUUCAUGCCUUAAACAAAUUGAGGGUGCCUCUUAUCCGAGAUGGGCUUCGUAAUGUGGGACAAAUUGAUUUAUCAAAAUGGCAAAGUCCUAAGCCUCUGCAUGGAAUGAAGAUCUUAGAAGUUGGUUGUGGUGGAGGUAUAUUGACUGAACCACUUGCAAGAAUUGGUGCUGAUAUAACUGGAAUUGAUGCAAGUCAGAAUGUGAUUGACAUAGCAUCUUCACAUGCACAGCAGGAUCCCAGUGUAUCAAACUCCAUUACGUAUACAUGUAGAACAGUAGAAGAACAUGCAAAGGAGCAUAAGGAUUUUUAUGAUGCAGUUGUAGCAACAGAAGUGCUGGAACAUGUCACUCACAAGGAUUUAUUUUUGGAAGCAUGUAUAUCAACAUUGAAGCCUGGUGGGUCGGUCUUCAUCACGACUUUGAACCGAACAGUUGUAUUAUGGGCCUUUGGCAUUAUGUUGGCUGAAUAUGUUCUGGGAAUUAUACCGCGGGGAACGCAUCAAUUGGAAAAAUGUAUUAAGCCGCAUGAGACACAGGCUUUACUUGAGAAAUAUGGCUGUACCACAAAAUUAAUCCAUGGGAUGCUGUAUAAUUUGCUGUCAAAUGAAUGGCAUUGGUCAUCAAACACCAGCAUGAACUAUGCUCUUCAUGCUGUGCGAAAGCAACAGUGAUUCCACCCUCCUAAUCACAUUUAAACUCUCAGCGUGAUAUGAAGAACGCUGCUCAUCAUGAAGUAGUCACCACCUGUUGUGGAGUGCCGAGCAGUGCUCAGAUACUGUUCUGUCUUAACUUUUUCUCCUCUCUACCAAAUAUAUGUGGAACUAUUACAUUUUGCCUGAAGGAGCCUUGUAGAUAAAGCUGCAGGCAUUAAUGGUUAAGGAAAAUAUUAACACUCUGAAAACUUGAGUCAGAAGGUGCUUCUGGGAUCAUAUUGGCUUUGGAAUGGCGGGAAAUAUUUUACCUUGCAAGGUGACUUCCACAAUCAUCACGUAAUAUAUAAAUGUAAGUUUUAUAUGUCUGAAAUAUGAUAAUAAAUUUGUCACAUGAAAACAA